Molecule: messenger RNA, 2223 nt
Organism: Adineta steineri
Lineage: Eukaryota; Metazoa; Rotifera; Eurotatoria; Adinetida; Adinetidae
Source: the annotation of a GenBank genome assembly
AUGGCAUGGACAUAUACCUAUUGGAUUCUAUGUAAUGUUUUGAGUGGUUUUGCUAUAUUUUUACUUACUUUCAUAAUUUUGGGAAUUCUUGUAUGGCAUUUUGAAUCAAUAUUCUAUGGUAUGGUUGAUAAACUAUUUAAUAUUCAGCGUUGUGUUAUUGAUGUACAUCACACUAUUAUUCGAAACAAUUCCACAAUAUAUACUGCGAAGGCUACGAUAAAAAAGAGUCCUGGUUUGGCUCCGAAGCUGCGUCAUUGUUGUAGGCAAGUUGCUGUUGAAAAUUCUGUCAGACCUGUCAGUAUUUCUGCUCUUGCAAGUGAUAACGUCGUUCCAAAACUUUACAACUCUGUAAAAAACGAUGUUUUGAACAUUGUUGAAGAGCGUACAACGACAAUUGGUUUGAAAACACUCGGAUUUGCAGAAACUGAUUCUGAACAGGAUCUUACGGAUGAGAAUGAGUCUGAUCAAGAGGCUAAAUCUAGCGGUGAUCACACAAUGAAAAGCGGUGUUUUACUACCAACAGGACCAAACAUCACAUCGUCGAUACCACGAAAUCAUCCGUCACAUCCUCAAUACGAACGAAAAGUAUUAAACGUGUAUGGAAAAUAUCUCACUUUAAAUAAGAAGAGGAAUACGUUGUUAAUAUUGGUUUUAAGUACUAUCGUUAUUUCAGCUAUAAUUAUUGCCGGUUUUGGAGGUUGUAUAUUAGCCAGUACAACUGUUCAUCAGAACGGUCCGUGUCCCUUCUACGGUACGUCAGAAUGUUUUCACGGUGACAAUCAUACUUAUUUUGAAUGUGAAUCUGGUGAUGAAGUUAAUAUUACAUUACUCACAAGUAGUGCGUCAUGUUUUCGCUGGAUUGCACUUGAUAAGUCCAUAACGGAGGUACUGGCACAGAUUGCUAUUUGUACAGCUUUACUGACUGCUUUCGGAUCAGUUGCUGAAGUUAUCCUACGUCUAUUGCUCUAUGUAUUUCAACCACGUCGAGGCGUAGCAACAGGUAUACGCCGUAUAAUGGAAAAAACUGUGGGUAUAAAUCGAAUCACUCAACCGUCUCGUUUCUGCGGUGCUACACUACCAUGUCGUUUUGGUGUACUGAAUCUAGGCUUGUAUCAACAUCCUUGGUUGAUUGUAGUAUUGACUACAUUUUAUAUUCUUUUACCAUUGAUCAUUAUCGCUGCAUUUAUCUCUUUAACAGAAUUUCAAAUCAGUAUAACAUCAUUAACCUAUACUGUUCUACUUACACUCGUGCUGCUCUGUUCUCUUGCUCUAAUAUGGAUAAUGUGGGAAGAAGAUGAACUGAGUAGAAUUCUACCAGGUGGAUGGAUGAGCAUUUCGGAUGUAUUUCCAAAAGACCGAAUAGCAAAGUUAGCAUAUCUGGGUACCAGUAUAGUUCCACAAAAUCAAGUCACAAAAGUCACUGAUGGUAUUAGUGAUAAAGGUCAAAAAGUGACCAGUAUGAUCAUGGAUAAAUUUCCUAAGACAGAACGGAAUCCAAUAGAAGAUGUUGUUGAAACUGUAUCUGAAAAAACUCAAAGCUAUAAGCAAAGAGCAGGCUUGAUGCGCAAAACAGUUUCAAGAAGCGAAAACAAACAAUCCGAAGAUUCUGAACUUCAUACUUCAAAAAUAACAUCAUCAAUCAGAGCAAACAACGGAACUAAGCAGGCUCGCAAACAGACACAACUUACAGCAAAAACACUUGCCAUACUUGAAGAAGCAACUAAAUUUAGCGAAAAAGAUAUUCAAGCAUGGCAUGCUGGUUUUUUUCAUGAUUGUCCGGAUGGACAACUUACUAAAGAAAUAUUUAUUCGUACCUUUAAACGAUUUUAUGUUCGCGAUAAUAGAGCAGCUUGUUUUUGCAAAUAUGUAUUUGGAAUGUUCGAUAAAGAUAAUAGCGGUGCGCUAAAUUUCGUGGAAUUUCUUCUAGCUAUUUCUUCUAAAACUCAAGGUGAUUUAGAGCAACGACUAGAACUCGCAUUUGACAUGUACGAUGUUUCAGGUAAUGGAGAAAUAGAAUUGGAAGAAUUAACUAACUUGAUUAUAAGCAUGUAUGAUCUUGUAGGUGAAACUAAUCGUAAAGAUAACAAUGACCCAAAAUUUCGCGCCAUUGAAAUCUUCAAGAAACUUGAUAUAAAUAACGAUAAGAAAUUAAGCAAAGAAGAGUUCAUAAAAGCAUGGGAAGAUAAUCCGGAUCUUGUUCACAUGCUCGCUCCACAAAUGUGA